This is a messenger RNA of Bufo bufo (common toad), 6888 nucleotides long. RefSeq names its product mucin-5AC-like. Gene Ontology annotation, cellular component: extracellular matrix. NCBI's taxonomy places the organism in Eukaryota, Metazoa, Chordata, Amphibia, Anura, Bufonidae. The transcript has 35 exons. Bases 37 to 6888 code for a protein of 2283 amino acids. The record is from RefSeq and is a predicted model, not a curated record. Gene Ontology annotation, molecular function: protein binding.
CCAGUUCGGUGUCCAGUAAACCGAACUGCAAGCAACAUGGGGACAAAUAGGAGGCUACUGAUAUCUAUAGGAGGCUUCCUGAUAUUACUAACCUGUAUCCAUGCACAAGGUCAAAAUAUUUCAGAAGAAGAUUGGGAUUCCGUUGAACAAGACUAUGGAGAGAUGAAUGUAGACAACGAUUACUCUGGUGAAAUACAGCAGACUGUCGGAGAGGACGAUGAAGACAUACAGCAGACUGUCGGAGAGGACGAUAAAGACAUACAGCAGCAGUCAAAUGGAAAUCCUUCACGGGUGAACAUUAUGACAUCGCCUCCUCCGGUUUACCGAAAUCAAAAUCCAUCUCAUAACAUAAACAUUUGCAGCACCUUUGGUAACUGUCACUAUAAGACCUUUGAUGGAGACAUCUACCAUUUUCCUGGGCAUUGCAGUUACGUGUUAGUACGCCAGUGCAAGAACAAUUAUGAAGAAUUUUUUGUGGCAAUCACACGUCAGGCCAAGAACAAUGUUCCCGUCAUCACUGCCAUUCACAUGACAAUAGGUGGUGUUGAUAUUUCCUUUUUUGAGAAGACUGUUGUUGUGAACCAAGAAAAUGUGGAGAAACUUCCAUACAGUGUUGGCGGAAUCGAAAUCUCAAGGGAUGGCAAUCAUAUAAGGACACAAUCCCACACUGGCAUUGACAUAUUGUGGAAUGAAGAAGACUCUAUUACGGUGCAACUCAGUAUGAUAUAUGCCAACCAAACCUGUGGUCUCUGUGGUGACUAUAACGGGAUUCCCAUCUACAAUGAGUUCCUCCUCAAUGGUGCCCACUUGACCAAUCUUCAGUAUGGUAGCCUUCAAAAAUACAAUCCACCAGAAGAAAAAUGUGAGGAAACUAUACAGGAAGAGGAAACAACAUGCCCUCAAAGUAAACAUUUAUGUACAUCUGUUCUGACUGGCACAGCUUUCCAAGAGUGCAAUAAAAUUGUGGAAGUUCAGAAGUACAUUGAACUCUGUGAGCAGGAUAUCUGUAGAUGCAAAGGAAAUUCAACAGGGUUCUGUCUUUGCAACAUCUUUAGUGAGUAUUCCAGACAGUGUACUCAUGCCGGAGGAAAACCAAAGAACUGGAGAACAUCUAAAAUCUGCCCUCCGAGAUGUGCAUUCAACCUACAAUAUAGGGAGUGUGACACUCCCUGUAAAGACACCUGUAGUAACCCUGAACACUCGUUGACCUGUAAGGAGCACUGCACAUUUGGCUGCUUCUGUCCAGCAGGGAUGGUGUUUGAUGACAUCAGAAAAACAGGUUGCAUUCAAAAGGAGGCAUGCCCCUGCACCCAUAACGGAGAUGUUUACCCAUCAGGAAAAGGAUAUUCCGAGAAAUGUCAAGACUGCACUUGUAUGGGAGGAAAAUGGAGCUGUGUUAAAAAGGCAUGCAAUGGUGUUUGCUCUAUUGAAGGAGGUUUUCACAUCAAUACCUUUGAUCUUACCAGCUACAACCUCCAUGGAGACUGCACCUACACACUAUCUAAGAUAUGUGACUCCAGCCUCUUCAGUAUUUUGGUAGAACUUAGCAAAUGUGGACAUACAGAUACUCAAACUUGCCUCAAGAGCAUUUCCCUGAACAUGAAUGGUGGAAAGGAGAUGAUCUUUAUCAAGAAAUGUGGCAGUGUAUAUAUUAACUCUGUCUACACCCAACUGCCAGUCUCAACAGCCUCUGUUACCUGCUUCAUGCCUACAUCUUUCUACAUGAUAAUCCAAACGAAUAUGGGCCUACAGAUGAAAAUUCAGAUGGUGCCCUCCCUGCAAGUUUAUGUUUCCAUUGAUCCAAAAUAUAUGGGCAAAACUUGUGGUCUUUGUGGCAACUUCAAUGGCAUUCAAGCCGAUGACUUCAAAUCUCCUGCUGGAGUUAUAGAAGGAUCUGGAGCAUCUUUUAGCACUUUUUGGAAGUCUCAACUUGACUGUCCAAAUGUCAAAAACAACUUUGAAGAUCCCUGUGCCCUCAUUAGUCAGAAUGAACAAUAUGCAUCCCACCAUUGCGACUUGCUACUGGCCAGUGAUGGACCAUUUGCCAGCUGUCACAAGACUGUUGAUCCCGGGUCAUUCCAUAAGAACUGUAUGUUUGAUGCCUGCAAUUGUGAGAACAAAGAAGACUGCAUGUGCAGUGCCCUCUCAUCCUAUGUGAAUGCCUGCUCUAGAGAAGGAAUUGACUUACGCGGGUGGAGAUCAAAUAUUUGCCAUUCAUACACCACCACCUGUCAGCCUGGUCAUGUCUAUAGCUACACUGUCAGUACUUGUAUGCCUAGCUGCCGUUCUCUCAGUGAACCUGAUAUCACCUGUAAAUAUGACAUUGGCACUGUUGAUGGUUGCAUUUGUGAAGAUGGAACCUACAGAGAUGACAGUGGAGGUUGUGUUGUCCCUGCUCUUUGCUCUUGUUAUUACAAGGGAACUGCUAUGUCACCUGGAGAGGUCCUUCAUGAGGGUGGGUCAAUGUGUACCUGCACAAAUGGAAAAAUGGAUUGUGUUGGUGUAAAUCCUGUGGAACAAAAAGUAUGUGAACACCCAAUGGUCUACUUCGACUGUGAUAAUGCCACUGUUGGGACCAAAGGCUCUGAGUGUCAGAAAAGCUGUUCAACUUUUGAUACGGACUGUUAUAGCUCUGGUUGUGUAUCUGGCUGUGUAUGUCCUGAAGGGCUGGUGCAUGAUGAUGAAAGAAACGUAUGCAUUGCUGAAGAUGACUGUCCUUGUACACUCAAUAAUGACUACUAUGCACCAGGAGAAACAGUCCAGGUCAAAUGCAACACUUGUACCUGUAAGCAAAGAAAGUGGGAAUGUACCACAAAUACAUGCCUGGGAACUUGUGGCACAUAUGGAGAUGGAAAUUACUACACCUUUGACAACAGAAGAUAUCGUUUCAAUGGAAAUUGCUGGUACACUUUGGCUCAGGAUUACUGUUCUAAUGACCCUUCUGAGGGUACCUUCAGAGUCUUAACAGAAAAUAAUCUUUGUGGUUCAAAAGGCACCACCUGCUCCAAAUCUCUCAGAAUCAUUAUAGGCAAAAUUGAGAUGCAACUUGCUGAACAGAAGUUUGAUGUAGUUAGGAAGGACACUGGACCACAUGUAUCCUUCAAAGUCCGGCAAAUGGGCCUCUAUAUGGUUUUUGAGUCAGCAAAUGGUCUGGUUGUGAUCUGGGACAGGAGAAACAUUGUCAUGGUUAAGCUGGAUCCAAAAUUUGAGGGGAAAGUCUGUGGCCUCUGUGGUAACUUUGAUGGAAAUGCUGCCAAUGACUACAUAACCAGAAGUCAGUCCACGGUUGGAGAUGUUCUUGAGUAUGCAAACAGCUGGAAACUUUCUCAGAGAUGCCCAGAUGCUGUGGACAUUACAGAUACCUGUGCCUCUAACCCAUACCGAAAAGCAUGGUCCCAAAAACAUUGUAGUAUCAUCACUAGUGGUGUGUUUGCUUCUUGUCAUGGUCUGGUGGACCCUGUCAAGUACCAUGAAGCAUGUGUCAACGAUGCUUGUGCUUGUGACAGUGGUGGAGACUGUGAUUGCUUCUGUACAGCUGUAGCAGCUUAUGCUCAGGCUUGUAGUGAGGCUGGACAAUGUAUCAAAUGGAGAUCUCCAAAUAUUUGCCCUGUAUUUUGUGAUUUCUACAACCAACAAGGUCAUUGUGAAUGGCACUACAAAGCAUGUGGAGCUCCAUGUUUGAAGACUUGUAUGAAUCCAACUGGUGCUUGUUUUAAUAAACUCAUUGGCUUAGAAGGUUGCUACCCUACAUGUCCUGAAGACAGACCAUUCUUUGAUGAGGAGUCUAUGCGUUGUGUUGCCUCAUGCAACUGUUAUGAUGAAUAUGCAGAGGAAUAUAAACCAGGAGAAAAGAUGCCAGGUCCAACCAGAUGUUCUGUUUGCACAUGUACAAAAAACGGGAUCGAAUGCAGCAAGUCAACGGCUUGCUGCAAAUAUGAAGGCAAAGAAUAUAUGCCCGGUGACAUAGUCUAUUACACAGCUGAUGGAAUUGGUGGUUGUAUAACUGCUACUUGUUUGGAAGAUUCAACAGUAGAAAAGAAGAUUGGCAUCUGUCAAACUACAGCAGCUCCAAGUACAACAUUUAACUUUAGUGCCUCAACUUCAACUGAAGAAUCAUCAACUAGUCAUGAAGGUUCCGCAACAUCUUCUACAACUUCUGAAGCUCUAACUACUUCCUCUGAAGUUUCACCCACUGCUUGUGUUGAGGCACAUGAAUGUACAUGGUCAGAAUGGUAUGAUGUGAGCAAACCUGAAAAUAGUGAAGGAGAUUUUGAAACAUUUGAGAAUAUUGAGAGCCAAGGUCACAAAGUAUGCAAAAAUCCAAGGAAAGUGGAAUGCAGAGCUAAAGAAUACCCUAAUUAUGCACUAAAAGACUUAGGGCAAAAUGUGACAUGCAGUCGAAAAAAUGGCCUUGUGUGUAAUAAUAGUGCAAAUCCACCUUUGUGCCACAAUUAUGAAAUGAGGACAGAAUGUUGUAAAUAUAGGGAAUGUACAACCACUUCUGCACCAACCAGUGUAGAACAUUCAUCAACAAAUACAGAGCAGACUUCAGCUCCAACAAGCUCUUCUGUUGAAAUUAAAACACAGUCACCCACAACAAAAGAACAUCCAACAUCUUUGCCUGUUCAGGCAACUUCACAAACACCUAUCAGCACAAGUGCUGCUACCUCUGGAACAUCUGAGUCAUCUGAAACAGUAACAAUAUCAUCUGAAACUACAUCAGAAACAUCAACAACUAAAGGGUCCACAUCUUCUGCUAUUGUAUCAACUAGUUCUAAAUCAACACCACAAAAAACACAAUCAACCACAUCCACAGGCUCAUCUGAAACAUCAAGCCCAGUGACAGAAAAAACAUUAUCAUCUAAAGAGACCCCAAAGACAUCUGCACCCUCUCCAACAACAAGCUGUGUGUAUAAGAUGGAAUGUCGUUGGACUCAGUGGUAUGAUAAUAAUAAACCUAAUACCAAAAGUGAUGGAGGAGACACUGAAAGUGUUGACGACGUUAAAUCUAGAGGGGGUCAAAUUUGUACAAUGCACGAAGUUGAAAACAAAAUGGAAUGUAGAGCUGUAGAUAAUAAAGGACUCGCUAUUGCUAAUAACAAUCAAAAAUACAGUUGUGAUAAGAACAGUGGGCUGAUAUGUAGCAACAGAGAGCAAACAAAUAAAACAAAGUGUUCCAACUAUCAAUUUCGGAUGGAAUGUUGUGAAAAAGUUUGCGAACCAGUACAAACACCUAAAGUAACCACAACUGAAAUUACAGAACCAAAAUCUACUAGUGGUGAAACAACAACUCAGGGAACAACCGGUCAAGGAUCAGAACCUUCACAGGUUUCCACAAGACCUUCAUCCUCAGCACCUUCAACCCCAUUAUUAACUGAAGAACCUACAACAUCACAUGAAGUGAUACCUUCACCAGCAACUCUCUGUGUAUAUAAGAUGCAAUGUCGCUGGACUGGAUGGUUUGAUAAUAAUAAGCCCAGCAAAAAAAGUGAUGGAGGAGACACUGAGAGCAUUGCAGAUUUAAAAUCAAAGGGCAAAGAGGUUUGCAAUGGCACGGAAGUUGUACACAAAAUUGAAUGUGGAGCAUUAGACAAUAAAGGUGUACCUAUUAUGAAUAACAGUCAAAAUUUUAGUUGCAGCCAGAAAGAUGGCGUGAUCUGCUUAAACAGAGACCAAAUUAACAAAGGAAAGUGUGAAAACUAUGGGAUGAGGGUUUUAUGCUGUGAAGAAGUUUGUGAACCUGUACCUACACCUGCAAUAUCAACAAUUCAAACUUCUGAGCCUACAACUAUUUCAUCUGCCACAACACAACCAACACCUGGCUCAACAAGCAUGUCAUCUACAGAAAUUCCGAAAAUAUCUACCCCAUCAGAGGGCACAUCCACUCCUUUAACAUCAUCAACAGUUAUAACCUCUUCUACUUCAACAACAGCAACAUGCAUACCUAAAAGGGAUUGCCGCUGGACACAUUGGUAUGAUCUCAAUAGGCCUACACAACAAAGUGAUGGUGGAGAAAGGGAAAGUCCAGAAUAUAUAAAAUCAAAAGGCCAUGAGAUAUGUGAGGUGCACGAAUUUCCAGGAAACAUCGAAUGUGCAGCUAUUGAUCUUGCUGGAGAAAUGAUUGCUGAUAACCAUCAAAUUCUGACCUGUGAUAUGGAAACUGGUUUAUCAUGCAAUAACACAGAUCAGAAAAAUAAUGAAACAUGUAAGAAUUUGAAAAUGAGGGUUCAGUGUUGUGUAUCAUAUUGUGAACCAGUUGUAGCAUCCACCAGACCUAGUCCAGUAGGAACUAAAUCACCGAGCCCUACCACAAGCUCAAUUACUGAACCUACUCUGUCUUCUCCCAAAGACUGUGAAAAUGAAAGAGCAUUAGAAUGUCGAUGGACUCAGUGGUUUAAUGAAAAUCAGCCAUCUACAGAAAUUACUGGUGGAGAAAAUGAAAAUUCUGAUAAAUUAACGUCUGCAGGAUUUGAAGUUUGUAAACCCAAUGAAAUUAAAAAUAAAAUUGAGUGUAAAGAGCGACAAAAUUCUUCAAUAGAAUCUGGACAAAACCUGGCCCAAAAAACUACCUGUAAUGUAAAAGAGGGCUUUAGUUGUAAGAAUCAAGAUCAGUCUGAAGGAAACUGCCGUGACAACAGUAUAAGGUUUGAAUGCUGUUCUGAAAAGUUUGUUAAAUCUUGCGGGGAAUCCACAACACCCUCACCUACUGAAGGUACAAGUGUGCCAACAACUAUUUCUAUAACUAAGUCUUCAUCAGAAACUCCGUCAGAAACGCCCUCAACGUCAGUUACUGCCACUAAACGUCCUGAUACCUCAUCUGACAUUACUCCAGGCAGUAGUACUAAAGAACCUUCUUCUCCAAGUUUGUCUUCAACUGGAGUUGUGUAA